UUCCCCCAUUCCUCAGAUUGGACCCUGCAAUCGCCAACCAGCUGCAAGCCGCGCGCAAAAAACGGCUCUUUACUUGCCGUGAGAUGCCCAGCACCUGAUCGUAGCGCGGCCACUAUCGACAUCGGGGUGGCACGGUGGGUGUACUUGAUAAUAAUUGGUAUUAGUCGGAGGCUUGAAGAGCAAACUGACAAGGUUGAGGAAAACCUGAAGAGAGGCCCUGAGACCAGAUAGGUGAAGUGGGCAGGAGGAGCCUGGCUGAGUCUCGAGAAGCCGUCCACAAUCCACGGUGGUGCGGCAUGCUUUUCCCCUUCCAUUUGGUCCCCCCCAGUCCACUCGGGUGCCUUCUCUCGCCCAGUUCCUUGGUAUUCAGCCAUUACGAGUACAAUCCUGGCCACUGAGAGCUGCUGCGCCUCCUUCCAGACCACCCAUCGUCUGUCUACCUUGCCUUUAGUCUCGUCUUAGCCAUCGAAAAAAUAAAUCCAGCUUUGUUUCUUUUUUGGCGUCUCAGAGCCUCUGCAUACAUAAUCGAGCCUGUUUUACCCAAAGUCCCAAAUCGCAGCGAACAUCAUUUGCGCGCGAUUCGAAAGUCCCAAACCAACAUCGCUCAAACCCACCCAAAUUACGACGUCAUGGCUGCUGUGCCGUCAGAUCCUCCAGCCGUGGCUGCCACCACCAACACCAAUUCUAUCUCGACGAACAGCGAUGCCAAGAAAGCAUCUGACUCCACGGAGACAGCUACGCACGCCGCGGAGCCCAAUGCUACGACGACAACUGAGGAGUUGAAGGCCGCUCCGGAGCCCAACAGCGCAGAGGACGCAAACGGAGUGUCUUCGUCAAACGGUCAAGAUGCGACGGGGGACGAGCCGAAGCCUAGUCUACCUCCUCGGCCGACAUCAAUAGACGCCAGGGAGGGACUGCCGCCCACCGACCAGUCUGUACAACAACCACCAAACACCGCCACGACAACGAGCACAAGGUCGCCAAGGACCUCUACGACUCAAGGCGCCGACACGGCAGCGACCUCGAUAGAAAUCGACAACACCAAGCCCGCCGACUUUGAGGGCGAAAUCUCCACCAACAACGACCUGCCAACGCCCCAGGUUCUGAAGAAGAUCGAGAACUACGUAGUCCUAGAUCGUCAUGGGAAGAGCCACACGUUCAAGAGCUUAUACACCGGUCGCAAUGUCGCGAGGCGAGUCCUCGUCAUCUUCAUCCGCCACUUCUUCUGCGGCAAUUGUCAGGAAUUCCUACGAUCUCUGUCCGAAUCGAUAACCCCCGAUGCUCUGCUGGGCCUUCCCAUGAGCACAUUCAUUACCGUCGUCGGCUGCGGCAACCCUGGCCUGAUUGAAAUGUACCUCCAGGAGACGGGCUGCCCCUUCCCCGUAUACACCGAUCCCACGCGACGUCUCUUCGACACCUUGGGCAUGACGCGCACCCUCGCGCUAGGAGCUCGACCGGCCUACAUGCGCAAAUCCAUGCUCAAAUCAGCCGCCGAGAGCGUGUUCCAGGGGUUGAAGCAGGUCAAGAGCGGCCUGGCCACAAAAUCGGGCGACCACAGACAAGUGGGCGGCGAGUUCCUCUUCGAGCCCCUGGAGCUUGUGACACCUGUCUCGACACCAUACGCCGAGCGACAGAUCGAGGAAGCCAUGACGUCAAAGAAGAACAGCAUCGACAACAAGGAGGGCAUCGACGGAGAGGGCGGCGACGACUUUGAGCCGGAGGAGAAGAGAGUGACGUGGUGCCACCGCAUGCGCUCCACGCGAGACCACGCCGAAAUACCCGAGCUGAUGGAGAUUCUCGGACUCAACGGGUCCGGAAAGCCUCCCGCUCACGAGAACAAGAGGUGGUCCAGGGCGCUGGAGACGAGGAAGGGGACGGGGUUGAGCAUGGCUAGCCAGAUGAGCAAGUUGAGCGAACAGGAACGAGCAUAGGAGCGGCGAGGCUUCUUUUGGGUCGUCGACGGGUCAGUGCGGUCCAUCGUCCGCCAAGGCUCCGAGAAUUGGGAAUGACUUGCCUACAGUUCACGGGUCCAGGCCGUGCUGCGUGGUGCGUGGAUGACCGCGGGCAAGCUGCCGAGUGGUCUUUCUUGUUUUUAUUCGUUAGGGCUGAUAUCAGCAUAGCCUCUCAAUGAUACCUGCAGCAUACAUCAAAUCUUGCAAUUCUCUGGUAGAAUAGGUUCAAUAAGACAGGCCGACAGACCUUGGGUCAUCUCGACGACCACGUUCCAGCGGGGGGUGAGAUGCGGUUGAAUUUACUCGCCGAGGGCGGGUGCCUCAUCCCAUGGACGAGAUGAAGGGAGCUACAAGGUUUGACUCCAGCCAGAUCAUCCAAACUCGGGCACAACUUUCUACCGCUGUCCCUCGUACCGGCGACAACUUGAGGCCUUAGGUUACAACCCGUCUUACGUCUCCUUCGCCAUUCUGGGACCGAUGCAAAACUAAGCAAGAUGUUGCGAGUACGACAAAAUACCUACAUCGUAUCGUCAGAUGAACUAAGGCACUGCCAGUCUCGUCGGCUGAGUCGGUACCUUGCAUCCUUCCGGCAGCCUUCGGCACCUUCGCUCAAGACCACACCUU
Colletotrichum scovillei is the source of this 2576-nucleotide messenger RNA. RefSeq lists its product as uncharacterized. The record is from RefSeq and is a predicted model, not a curated record. NCBI's taxonomy places the organism in Eukaryota, Fungi, Ascomycota, Sordariomycetes, Glomerellales, Glomerellaceae. Bases 630 to 1931 code for a protein of 433 amino acids. The transcript has 2 exons.